CCGGGAUCACCAAUCAACCGUUUGACGAGUUUCGCAUUCCAUGAGGUCAAGGUCGAGCUGUUAUUGCCACCUUUGUAUAUCAUCUCAUUCGUUACAUAUCAGAGCUUGUUCGCCCUCGGGUGCUCUCUUGAUGUUCUCUCGUUUUGCUCUGAUCCCAGUCGUACCCGUCCAACAAUCGCCUUGCUGCACGACACCUGCUGGAUGGACAGUACCAUUGCUUGGCGUGCAUUCGUUGUCCAUUGUCGCAUUGAGGAACGUCGCCAGCCAACCAUCAAACUAAAUCCAAGGGGUUGGUGAGCCAGCAAGCGUGUUGGCAGGCUCCAUACGAAGGCCAAAAGACCCAAAUUCCCAACCUCGAGGGAUCACACAGGUCCUUCCGUUUCCACUAGACGGUAGCAUCAUAUCACACCUCGAAGCAUUGCUCGCAAACAUGAACAUCACCAAGAAGUUCGACCGCGCCUUCCAAUGGGCCGGCGAGAAGAUGGGCGGCGAGGCAAAAACCAGCAUGUCGGAGGACUUCAAGAUGCUCGAAACCGAGAUGGCACUGCGGUUUGAGGGUAUGGAGCGCCUCCAGAGAUCGAUGAACCAAUACAUAAAGUGGCUGGGUCGUCAUCUGGAUUCUUCAGAAGACAAAGAGAAGGCUCUUCCCGUUGGAUAUCUAGGACGCACCAUGGUCGGCCACGGAGAGGAAUUCCAGCCCGAUUCCGAGUUCGGUAACUGUUUGAUAUCGGUGGGCCGUGCCAACGAGAGAAUAUCGGCACUCCAGGAGAACUUUGUCUGCGACGCAACUACUUGCUGGCUGGAGUCGCUCGAGAGGUCGCUAGCCAUGAUGAAGGAAUAUCAGGCCGCACGCAAAAAGCUCGAGAACCGUCGUCUGAAUUACGAUGCAAGCACCACGAAGCUCCACAAGGCCAAGCGAGAUGACUUUCGGCUCGAGGAGGAGCUCCGUGCAGCCAAGGCGAAGUACGAAGAGUCGUCAGAAGAUGUCCUUCGCCGCAUGCAGGAUAUCCAAGAGGCCGAGGCUGACAGUGUUCGUGACUUGACGCACUUCUUGGACGCCGAGAUCGACUACCACGAGCGGUGCGCCGAAGAACUCAGACGUGUGCGUCAAAACUGGCCAGGCACUUCGGCCGCUGGUGACAGGUCAAUCGAGCGACGGCCGACUGUCCCCAGCAGGUCUAACACGGUAACGCACAGCUACACCGAGCGACUGCCGCGAUCAAACACAUUCAGCAUUGCCGAGUCUGACAAGAUGGAGUCAACCGCACCGCCAGUUCGUAUGCCUAUUCGUCCCAGCAACCCUCGGAGGUUGUCGCAACCCCAGCAGGUCGACGGUCCGGUCCGCCCGAUCAUUGGCAAAACGAGCAGCUUUCAAGGCGGCGCGAGCCUAGACCGAGAGCGACUUCGCAUCUCCGGGGCCAGCACUCCGGUCCCCAGUACCUCUACUACCAGCCAUAACAUCACGAAUGUUAGUGCCCUUCGCGGCCAGCUGCGCCCAGUGAGUAGGAUUGUGACUGGCAGCAUGGCGAGAGACGAUGUCUUCGCCGACAGAGACGAUGACACGGCGAGCGACACGGGGAGCCCGAGCUGGGGGAACCGCAGCACGAGUUCUGCGACUAGUAUUGGCAGCCUAAGUCGCACUCCGAGCAACAACACAAUGAACUCACCCUUCGGCGUCGGCGUGACGCCAAUUGCUGAUCUGGCAAGAACUACGAUACCUCAAUACCGGGGCGGUGAGACCAGCUCACUGGUAUUUCGCGUCGCGGAAUCCUCAUUGACAUAGAGGACAUGUAGUAGGGGGCCUCUAGUCAACGGUGUUGGUAUGGCUCUUGGGCGGCGACGGGCGUUCUGUGUGUCUUCGGUGUCGGUCUGUGUUUCGGCGGACUGGAUCCGCGUACGUGGAGAUGGGACAGGCGUUGACGUUGAGACCGUUAUAAAUGGGACACUUGCCAUUGCAAGUCAUAGGAUUAUCAUGAAUACAUCUAGAUUGCAGCGUUGCUCUCAUCGAC
Messenger RNA from Chaetomium strumarium, 2009 nucleotides. RefSeq lists its product as uncharacterized. The transcript is spliced from 4 exons. NCBI's taxonomy places the organism in Eukaryota, Fungi, Ascomycota, Sordariomycetes, Sordariales, Chaetomiaceae. Gene Ontology annotation, molecular function: protein binding. Gene Ontology annotation, cellular component: cytoplasm. The record is from RefSeq and is a predicted model, not a curated record. The coding region runs from base 431 to 1783 and encodes 450 amino acids.